Molecule: messenger RNA, 6187 nt
Organism: Pocillopora meandrina
Lineage: Eukaryota; Metazoa; Cnidaria; Anthozoa; Scleractinia; Pocilloporidae
Source: the annotation of a GenBank genome assembly
AUGGAUCCGAGCAUGGAAGCAAUCGCAGCUACUGCUGAAGAAGAAAAUGGUAAAUCGUUGGAAUCCACACCUGACCCUAAAAAAAAGAAGAGGAAGAGACGCAAGAAGAAGCAGGUGGAAAUGGUCGGUAUUGCCUCUGGAAACGAAGCUGUAAUUGGUGGACCGUCUACAGAGUUGGCUAAAACUUCAGAUCAAGAAGAAGAUGGAAAUGAAAGUUUUAAUUUAGAAGACAAGGUUACUCCAGUGAAAGAAAAUGAAGAACAUGAUAUCCAGGUCAGUGACAAAAAAUCAGAGAACAGCCGUGAAUGGUGAGAUUUAUAACAGUUCAAAUGAAUUUUCUUAUUAGAUGGAUCCGAGCAUGGAAGCAAUCGCAGCUACUGCUGAAGAAGAAAACGGUAAAUCGUUGGAAUCCACUCCUGACCCUAAAAAAAAGAAGAGGAAGAGACGUAAGAAGAAGCAGGUGGAAAUGGUCGGUAUUGCCUCUAGCAACGAAGCUGAAAUUGGUGGACCGUCUACAGAGUUGGCUAAAACUUCAGAUCAAGAAGAAGAUGGAAAUAAAAGUUUUAAUUUAGAAGACAAGGUUACUCCAGUGAAAGAAAAUGAAGAACAUGAUGUCCAGGUAAGUGAAACAGCAAGCAAAAAGAAAAAGAAAAAGAAAAAGAAAAAGAAAAAGGACAUUAUGGUCUCUGAGGUGAAUUUGAAUCAUGAGGAUGUUAACGAUGACAACAAAAACAUGUUUAGUACCCCAGAAGAAGUCAAUUCCAAGUCUAGCUUUGUGGAAGAAGGCAUGAAAGAUCCAGUUGCGGUGGAAAGUGAAGGGCAAGAACCUGUCGAAGAUGGUCAACCUCCAACUGAAGGGGGUGAUGUUUUGAUUGGGGACAUCAGGCGUGACAGUGGUGAGGGAUACAAUGACUUAAAUAAAGAGACAAUACCAACUGGAAAAGACGAGAAACCCCCCCAUGUUCCAGAUGAAGAAGGUGGAAGUUCAACUCCAGAAGCCGUGACAGAUAGAGAGACAGAUGGAUCAGCAACAAUUACAACAACUGCUGAUGGGGCAGCUUAUGGACCUGUUGUAGAUAGUUCUUCCAUAAACUUGUCUAUAGGAGAUGAUGUGGAGUCAGAUACUGGUGACGACUUAUGCAAUGUGGCAGUAGACAACGAGGGGUGAGUACAAAUGCUUUAAACUGAAUCACAAACUUACGAUAGGGCAGAAGCUUCAAGUGAGAAAGUUGCCUUAUCAUAUUUUUCAAAGUUCCUGUGAACAGUCCAGAUUUUCGGCUGCAGAAUCCGAAGAAAUUAAUUGUUAAUUUUAGAUGAGAAUGCAACCUCAUUCCCUAUCUGCAGUAUAUGAGUAUCUUUAAAUGAUUUCAAUUUUGAAUUAAACUACCACAGUCACGAAUAGGGCACCCUACUCGUCCUAUCAUCCUUACUGUGCGAUUGAUAGAAAUUUUAAUUGUAUCUUGUUUCUGUCUUCAGGAGAAACGUAUUAUGUAUUUACAAGCUCAUUUAUGGGGUUGGUCUUGAAGCACUGAGGAAUUUGUUUAUGGAAAUCAAUCCAACUUGGUCCAAUCAGCCCUCUGAUGCAGCAGCAUUUGAUAGGGGGAAGAUGAAACUUACUAAAAAUGAAGAAGUCAGUUUCAAAAAGGGAAAUAUCCACGAAUGGGAUUUCUCUCUGAUCACAAGCAUUCUUUUAUUUUCGAACACUUGUUCCCCGGAGAUGAAACGCAGACCAGGCUAUGACACUGCUCUCAAAGAAUUAAAGAAGUGUCGUAAUUUGGUGCUAGGUCAUCCCUCUACAGACAAGAUGUCUGAUGCAGACUUUAACCACUACUGGCCUCUUCUUUCAAACCACUUUAGUACAGUUGGUGCUGAUCCAAAUGCGAUCGCCGAAAUAAAGCUCCAGUCAGGUAUUGCGUCUUUUUUUCUGCCUCACAGGUAUCAAAUUUUUAUUAGUUGAGUUGGAUUGAAGGGUUUAUGUUUAUUUAUGUUUAUUUAUGUUCCUUCGUGUUUCAAUGCACCACCAUCCGUGCUUCCCAUUUUAAAAUUAUUUUAAAAUUGUUCGUUCCUUUCUUUGUCGAUCGUGACAAAUGUCUUGGAACUCAGAUUUAGAGGUAAGUAUGGUAGAUAGCGCUCGAAUUUUAGAUACCUUUCGCUCGACGAAAUGAGCUUUCGAAUUUAUCUUUUGUCGUAUUCUCUACAUCGAUAUGAAUUGGCUGGAAAAUUAAACCAAACUUUCUGAAUUCAUGCGAAGCUCUUCGAUAUUUAGAUAGUUCUUAGGCCUGCUAAAUACAAUUUUUAAGUGUUGGCAUGGCUUAAACUAUAGUCUAACUGACGACUUAGUGUUAAUGGGGAUAAUUUUCAAGAAUUCAAACCCAAAGUUGUACAACAUUUUGGUCGAGGUCCUGCAAGACGUUAUUCGUGUGUUUUUGGUUUAAUUCUUGUAGCAAAUGUGGAGCUCAUUUAAAAAAGAGACUUCUAGAAGAUAUUCUACAUUGUGUUAAAAAAAAAAAACAACAAAUUUGCGGUUUAUUCACCUUCUUUCCUAGAUGAAGUCCUAAAUGCUGGAGGACACUACAAGGAGUUGUUUUUGACUGAACGAGCGAAAUUCAGUCCUUUGGAAAAGAAGCUGGAUGAUUUAACGAACAAGUUCGAAACCUUCAUUGCUGAUCAGUCUUAUGAUUCUACCAACAAAAUUCCUAUUAGUCCAAAAGAUCUUAGUGGCCCUAACUGGGAUGAAUUUUUGAAGUUCUGCGACGCAGUUGGUGACUUCGACACUCGCAAGAACCAGUACAUUCUUGUUGCCGAUGCUCUCUCGCAAGAUGACCUCGGCUACUUUUCCAUUCUGAGAAGUAUACCCUGGAAGAUGGUGGUAGACUUCGAUACCAUGUCCGAAGAAAAAGGGUUGUAUCACUCUUUUACUUCACAGGAAGGACAAGGUAGUCUAGUGAGCAUGAUUACACCAGCAGAGGUCAAGAGAAGUUCCAUUGUAAGCCUUGCACGUCAAAUUGAUCCCAAUAAAACGCAGUGGUUGUUUGUCAAAGGAAGAUCAAGUGACACAGAUGGCAAGGUACAGAGUUUUUCCGAGUGGGAGUCAUCUUCGGUCAAAGAAAUCUCAAGAUUUUUCGGAUGUUGUUGUGAUCCAGACAAAUUUGAUAGACAGAAACCCGUGGUGUGCCUUAUUCUUCCACUUUGCCAAGAAAGUGUACCAUAUUUGGAAGUAACACUGAGUCGACUCUUCGAGAACUUUAAUGAUCAAUUUAGUUUGCAAACGGUAUCCCUUAAGCAAGAAAAAGGCUUCUCAGUUUUUAGCAAGGUCAAAGUGCGAAGAGUACAGCUAUGCCCUAGGCUUGUCCAUCUUGGUUUGAGAGAGAUGCUUUGUUCAUCAUCAAAGCAACAGUUUCGAAUGCCCACCUCCCAAGCCAAGGUUUACGUAGACCUCACAGAGAAAGAGCUCCUUUACUUGAAUGAAAAUCUUGAUAUUCUGUACGAAGGCUGCGAGGGCUUACCAGACGGCUCAAAUGACCCGUUAGAUGAGGAUCUGCAAAUAAGAAACUUUCUAGAGGAGCACAGGAAACUCUUUAUGUCCGGCAAUGAAAUUUCUUUUGCAAGUCUCUAUGACAACCAUGAUGCGAAGAGAGAAAUUGAAAAGGGCAUUCAGAUCCAUGUCCAGCGUGUGUUAGACAAUGGACUUACACGUUCAAUGAUGGUGGUAAUUAAGCACUUGCCAGGUACUGGAGGCACCACCAUUGCUCGCCGCGUGAUGUGGGAUCUUCACAAAGCGUACCCAUGUGCUUUCGUAGACUUACGUUCUCAAAUGAACUUUGAAGAAGACAGCAGUUACGCCAGGAAACUAGCUGAUCGGAUUGCCGCAUUGGAGGAAAUCUGCCAAACUUCCCCCGUUAUUCUAGUCGAUGGAAAGCAAUCGGGGUCAAUCGAAAGCAUCGCUAACAAAACUCUACGGAUACUGGGUAACUUAGGAAAGCGUGCCCUUCUCUUGUGUUGCCAACACGGUUCCAAGACCUCAACGAAGGAACCUCAAGAGCUAUCCUGUGUCCAUAGUGUGUUUUACGUCGAUGCCAAGCUCGAAGACUCAGUGGCUGACCUGAAUGAAUUUGAUUCAAAAUACAAGGAAUUUAUUGAGAGGUCCCUGGCCGAGAAGCCAGGAUCAGGACCGUGUCGGGUGUUUCAUUUUCCUCUCCUGGCAAUGAUGCAAGAAUUUCGACCCAAACUGAAGAAGAUAGUUGAAGAUACAUGGGACGAGAUGGAAAAUCUUCAACAGCAAAUUGCCAUCGUGGUAGCAUUCCUCCAGAAGUACGCCAACCAGCCAACACCAGCGUUACUCCUCUAUGAUGCUUUCAAGAGCUACAUUCGCCUGGAAUGUGGCAAAACUGUCACAUACAGCGACAUUAAGCACUUGUUUUCAGAGCAUUUAUUGAACCUGAUGGUACCGUCGAACCCUUGGCUACGUCGAAGAAAGUUGUUCCUCUCCAUGGAACCAUCCCCUCAAAGUUAUACAUUUCAACAUCGCUUAGUGGCGGAGAUGUUGGUCAAAAAGUGUCUGCAGGAGCAAGGCUGUGAUCUGUUUCAAGUAGUGAGCCAAUUUCUUCAAUUUCCGAUCUAUAAUCGUGACGAUAAUGAGUUCCUGAAACUUUUUGAAGGGCUUUUCGUCUACAACAAGGACUGUCAGAAGAAGCUGAAGUUUUCACUUCUUUUUGAGGAGCUUAAAAGCAUCAACCCGGAACGUGCCGGAGAAGUGUUUUGUGAAGCAGCAGAGAAGACUGGAGACUCAGCCAUAUUCGCCCACGCAGCACGAUUCUUUGCCAAGCUGGAACCCCCCUCAUUUCAAAAGGCAAUGAAGCUAAUAGAUCAAGCCUUUCAAGUCAAUACUUCUGGCUCCAGACAGAUAUUCAGAAGUAUUUGUUACUCCAAAGGGGUAGUACUUUACAUACAGCUACAACACAUGGUCUCCACUGGCAAAGUUAAAGAUUUUAAUGCUCUCGAGGAACAGGCAAGCAAGGUUUUAGAGGCUUAUAAAGAAGCUCGCGGUUUUCCUCUUAACUCUCCAAAAACCUUAAUUGGUGAGGUAGAGGUAUGGCUUGCGUGCCUUGGAUGGAUCAUGAGAAUCUAUUGUAAGAGGGAUUCCGAGCAAACUCUCAAGUUUCUGGCCAACCAGUGUCCCCCGUUCUUUCGCACUUGCGUGAGUGAUUCGUUUUAUCUUCUUGACGUUGCUGACAGAAUCAUUCAAAGUGAGCCAAACCUAAAUGAACCUGAGGAAACUCAAAGAAGGUGUAACAACGCCAGGCUUGCUCUAAUGAAGUCGUUUGGUACUAGUUCGUCUUCAACCGGACGUGGACGAGAUGCAGAAGAUGUGGUUCAAGCUUGCAAGGCACUUUGUAGUGCCAAAAACUUUCCAAAGACUUCUACAUUAGAGUUGAAAAAGCUCCAGGCCCAUUUUAUUUUGAAUUCCAGUGAUCAGAUCGAAUCUUUAAAACAAGAACAUCUUGAAUUUUUGCUGAAAUUGUUAGAGGAAAUCGUGCUUCAGGAACAUCAAUACCGCUUGGCCUACCACCUGGUGAAGGUUUGUGUACUGGUAUCAGGACCUCGGCGUUACAGCCUCGAACAAGGCAUCAAUGUGUGCGACAAGUGGCUGGAGGUUGCGAGUCAUGACUGUCUUCCUUACUUCUAUCAAAUGGUCAUCUUAUUCCUAAAGAUCCUUGACGGCCACGUAAUUGAAUUCAUGCCAAAGUACUUGAAAGCCUUGAAAAUGUGCCGAGAGAAGUCACAGAACCAUUGUCGCAGUAGCCAGUCAACGUUGUUUGUGAGUAAAGAAGGGGAAGGAAUGUCGCGCCUUGUAACUCGCAGUACCCUUUUCCGUGGUGAAACGGACUAUUCAACCGAUGUUUCCGAGACGGUCAGAAGGUUCUGGCUCGUCGACAGUAGAAAGAAAUUGCUUGAGUGCAAAGGGAGGAUCCGUCUAGAGCCAUCUUCUGAUAGAGGUAAGACGUAUCCCUACAUCGAAUUGCUACAAGGAAACGUAGCCCUCUACGUGGGAAAGAAUGCAGGUAUUGGAAAAGUGGACAGGAACUUCAGUAAAGGACAGCUGGUCUAUUUUGUUGUUAGUUUCAACCUUCAGGGUCCAGUCGCAAACGGAAUAACUUUCUCCCCACACAAGCCUUCUUUUCGUUAG